AUGACUAGUGCGGCGGCACUCCAGGGGUCUGCCAUGGCCUUGACAGAAUCGAGUGAGGUCACCUUCAAGGCGACAGGCUCAUUUGAAAAAGAGCCAAUUGCCAUCGUCGGCAUGGCAGCAAAGUUUCCUCAGGAAGCACGAACAGUAGAAGAUCUCUGGAGUUUCCUGUUGCAAGCCCGACAGGCCAUGACAGAUUUUCCUAAAGACAGGAUUAAUCGUCAUGGCCAUUAUCAUCCAGAUGCAGAGCAUGGUGGAACGUUUCACGUCAAAGGAGCGAAUUUCCUCCUGGAUGAUCCAGUAGAUUUUGAUGCACCCUUUUUCAAGGUGACAAAAACAGAGCUAUAUACACUUGAUCCUCAACAGAGACUUGUCAUGGAGAACACAUACCAUGCUCUUGAAAAUGCAGGAAUUCCCAUGAAAGAUGUCACGGGAAGUAAGACGUCAGUGUAUACCACCGGUUUCAAUGUCGACCAUGCCGCUCUUUUGAAUACAGAUCCAGAAACUACGCUUAAAUACAGACCGCAAGGUACUACUAAUUCUAUUAUUGCCGGCCGUGUGAGUUGGUUCUAUGAUCUCAAAGGUCCCUGCAUGACCAUUGAUACUGCCUGUGAAAGCGAUAUGUCUAUUGUUGCUGGCGCGAAUUACCUGGCCAACCCAAUGGAUAUUAUGGGAAUGGCUCAUCACGGUUUCUUGUCUCCAGACGGAAAGUGUUACAGUUUUGACCACCGAGCGAAUGGAUACGCUCGUGGAGAAGGUGUUGGCAGCAUUGUUGUGAAGAGGCUAUCAGAUGCCAUCCGCGAUGGAAAUACAAUCAGGGCUGUCAUUCGUGGCUCUGGUGUAAAUCAAGAUGGUCGAACAGCCGGUAUUACACUCCCUAGUGCCAGUGCACAGGAGGAGCUCAUCCGCAACGUCUAUGCCGCGGCAGGCUUGGACCCUAAAGAUACCAGAAUGCUGGAAGCCCAUGGAACAGGAACGUCAGCUGGAGACCCCAUCGAAGCUAGUGCAGCAGCUAAGAUCUUUGGUCCACAUCGGAGUGCAACUGAUCCUCUGUAUAUUGGUGCCAUCAAAUCAGGCAUUGGUCACUUGGAAGGUGGUGCUGGUGUUGCUGGGGUAAUCAAGUCAGUUCUUGUGCUCGAGUCCGGUAUCAUUCCGCCCAAUGUCAACUUUGAAAAACCGAACCCAAAGGUUCCUGUCAAGAGAUGGAACUUGAAGUUUCCUCUAGACAAUACACCUUGGCCAACCAAGGGAACAAGGAGAAUAUCCGUGAACUCGUUUGGUGUUGGUGGUACGAACGCACAUGUUAUACUGGACGAUGCUUUUAGCUAUUUGACGUCCCGUAACAUCGUUGCGAUUCAUAAUACUGCGGAAUCUGUACCAACUCAAGAUGACAUUCACCAAAGAUUGAAAGUUUUAGAGAAGCCCGCAAUUAAUGAAGAACCGGUACAGAACGGCACAGUGACCGGGGAACCACAAAUAAAUGGUCAUCUAGAAAAUAGACAUGAAUCAAAUGGGGUUCUAGAGGUGAAUGGGCACGGCAAAACCAACGGGAUUGAACCAAAACCGAAGAACAUAAUUUUUCGUUUCAGUGCAUUCGACGAACAAGGUAUACGGCGAAACGCCACAAAGCUGGCAGACUAUUUACAGAAACCUGGCUCUUUUAACGCUGCGGCUGAAUUGGAUUUUCUCGACAGAUUGGCAUUCACGCUUUCCGAGAAGAGAUCAACAUUCCCCUGGAAAUCCUUCUUGGUUUCAAAUUCCGUCAAGGAUCUCUCGGAAAAGCUUACUGGCGAUGAUUCGUUAGCUGUUUUCCGAACUGGUAACAAGCCAAGAAUUGGGUAUGUUUUCACUGGACAGGGUGCUCAGUGGUACAACAUGGGUAAAGAGCUUUUGGAAUAUCCUGUUUACCGCCGAAGUAUGGAAGAAGCAUCGAAUUAUAUGAGGUCAAUUGGAGCAGAGUGGUCGGUCCUCGACGAAUUGCUGAAAUCGCAGGAAGAAUCCAGAGUUAACUCACCGGCGCUAUCACAUCCAUGUUGUGCCGCUCUUCAAAUUGCUCUCGUUGAUCUACUCGCCACUUGGGAUAUCUUCCCUUCCCGUGUUGUAGGCCACUCCUCUGGUGAAAUAGCAGCUGCCUAUGCUGCUGGUAAAAUUGGUAGACACGCAGCCUGGAAAGCUGCAUACUGGCGUGGAGUUGCAUCUGCAAAACCCUUGCAUGUUAAGGGCUCGAUGCUGGCAGUUGGGCUUUCAACAGAAAAUGCCAAAUCAUACAUUGACAGAGUCAACCAGGAAAUCAGUGGUGAACUGGUUAUAGCUUGCCUAAAUAGCCCUAAAAACAACACUAUAUCCGGAGAUGAAGCGAAGAUUGAUGCGCUUAAGGUACUUCUUGAUCAAGAUGAAGUGUUUGCACGGAAACUCAACGUGGCGAAUGCGUACCAUUCAGGUCACAUGAGUUAUGUGGCGACUGACUAUCUUGAGGGAAUGGGUGAUCUAACUACUGAGGCUCCGGACAGUCGAUUUCAAAAUGUGUCGAUGUAUUCAAGCGUUACUGGGGAUCUCGUUACGGAAACAGUCCUUGACGCUACUUAUUGGGUUAAAAAUAUGGUCUCGCCAGUACGAUUUGCUGAUGCAUUGAUUGCUAUGGGAUACAAACGAGAAGACAAGAAGGCUAAGCUUCAGCUUAAUACCGACUCUGAAUAUCUCGUGGAUGUUAUUCUAGAAAUCGGCCCACACGGUGCUAUGAGAAGUGCGAUCAAAGAGACUAUGGCAACCCAAAUUAGAGGAAGUUCUGUGGAGUAUAUGAGCGUUCUCGAUAGAACGGCGCCAGGCACGAAUGUAAUUCUCAAUGCAGUUGGGAAUCUCAGUUCUCGGGGCUUUCCAGUCAAACUUCAAGCCGUCAAUCAGACAACAGGGAAGAAAAGCCCUAAGAUGCUGGUUGAUCUCCCUCCGUAUAGUUUCGAUCAUGCCGAGCGAAUUGUACACGAGAGCAGGCUGAGCCGAAAUUUCCGACUAAGAAAGCAUCCAAGGCAUGAUCUGUUUGGAGCUCCGGUUACUGACUGGAAUGAAGACAAUCCUCGUUGGCGUCAGAUUAUCCGUCUCAGUGAGCUCCCUUGGUUGAGAGAUCAUAUUGUGACGGAAAGUGUGGUUUACCCAGGUGUCGGCUACAUUAUCAUGGCUGUCGAAGCUUGUCGUCAAAUCGCCGACCCAGCUUUGACUAUCACAGGAUUCCGAUUGAAAGACAUUUCGAUCAAACGUGCGUUGAUUGUUCCCGAUUCCAAGGACGGAAUAGAGACGAGUCUCUCCAUUACCAAGAUGGAUGAGGCUAGUAUGCUGCCGUCACAAAUUUGGAAUCGUUUUGCCAUCUCUUCAUAUAACACCGUGGGAGACAAUUGGAUUGAGCAUUGUACUGGAUAUAUCUCUAUUGAGUACGAGGCAAAAAUUAAUCCAAUUGACAACGGCCGUGAAGCCAGCUGCGAGGCCGCCAAAUGGCGCGAGACACUUAAAAAAACUUACGAGCAAUGUCGAUCGCCUAUGGAUAUUAACAGUAUCUAUGACAAUCUCGUUACAACCGGUCUUAACUUUGGUCCCCUUUUCAGAAAUCUAGGGGAUGUGAAGGGAAGUGGUCAAAACCUCGGAGAAAUCGCUGCAACGGUCACGGUUCCUGAUAUGGCCAGAGUAAUGCCCAAGCAAUUUAUGCACCCUCACUUGAUUCAUCCCAGCACUAUGGACAGCAUGUUCCAUCACUUCCUGCUGUCUGUUCUUGAUCUGACCGGCAAAUCCACUUUGGAAUGUGCCAUCGUCCCAGUGUUUGUCAAGGAGGUCUGGCUUUCGGCCAAGAUUCCUUCUACGGCCGGUUCACAGCUGAAAGGCUUUGGAAAAUCGACGAUGAUUGCAUAUGAGAAGUAUGAAUCCGAUAUUAUGAUGUGGGAUAGCUCUGGUGAGGAAGGGUUAGUCUCAAUCAAAGGGCUUCGAGCCACGCCGUUAGAAUCAAAUGUCACAGCAGAUGUGCAAAAACGCAAUCUAUGCCACACCGUUGAAUGGCCCGUUGACGUCGACUUCCUCACACCUGAUCUCUUUUCAAACAUUCCAAGGUCUUCUUCUGAAGCUGAAAAGACAUAUUUGCACAAGAUCAAUCGGAUGCAGUUGGCUGUGAUGUUCAAUGUGACUGAUGCUCUUGACAAGCUCGCAAUAGACUUUGAUCCAAGUGUCUUGGACGGACACAAGCGUCGAUACUAUGAAUGGUUGCUUUACCAGAAAUCAAACUUAGAAAAUGACCAGAUCAUUCAUUUAACCCACAAAGAAUGGGCAGAUAGUGUUCACGAUGAGGAGUUCAAGCAAAGACUUUAUGAAGAGGUCGCAGGGUACAAUGGUGAUGGAGCUCUUGCAAUCCGUAUGGGCGCAAACAUAGUCCCUUUCUUGAAAGGAGAAACAGAUCCAUUGCAAUUGAUGUUCAGUGACGGUAUCCUUGACCGCGUUUAUGAUGAGGUAGUGGCUCUAGGUGACAUACCCGCCCUGCUUAAAGAAUACCUGCGUCAUGUCUAUCGAAACUCUUCGAAUCUUCGUAUUCUAGAAAUUGGUGCAGGAACUGGUGCCUCAACUGCUCCCAUCCUUAACCUCCUUAGUCCUCUAAGUGACGACGACACAUCUUCUAAUCUGACGUCUAGAAUCCUUCAAUACACCUUCACAGACGUCUCAGCUGGAUUUUUUGAGAAGGCUAAGGAAAGAUUCAGUGCCUGGGGUGAUAUCAUCGAGUUUAAGGUGUAUAAUGCGGAAAAGGACCCAGCAAGUCAGGGCCUGGCAGCAGGAACCUAUGACUUUGUUAUCGCCGGAAAUGUCGUUCAUACGACGGCAAGUCUGCGAAAGACCCUAUCCCAGAUCCAUGCAUUACUCAGGCCUGGUGGUAAGCUCUUGAUGCAAGAAGGUGUUCGUCAAAACUUUUUGUACUCACCUGUCGCUUUUGGACAAUUACCCGGUUGGUGGCAAGGCACAGAACCCAGUCGUGCUUGGAGUCCGUGGGUCCCAGCGGCAGAGUGGGAUUCCCAACUUCGAGAAGCCAGCUUCGACGGUAUAUACUUGGAGUUCCCCGAUUGGAAGAAUCCUGAUCUCCAUAACCAAAGUCUCUUUGUUGCCACAGCGAUUGAAGGUUCAAAGAAAUUGAGGGCAGAUGAUCUUGUGAUUGUAACUUCAAACCAGUCAUCACAUGAGCUUGUGCAGGCUGUGGAAGCUGCAGUGAAAAGUCGAAUCGGCGAAGUGACAUGCCGUAUUGUAGACUAUAAAGAUUUACAAUCAGACGUAUCAUUGUCCAAGAGUGUGUGCAUUUGCUUAGUUGAGUUGGAACGGGAGACACUAUCACUCCUUACAGAAGAGGAAUACUUAAAUAUCCGCCAUCUACUAUCAUACGCAGCUGGAGUGCUAUGGGUCACGGGUGACUUUGAACGUGAGCCCACACUAGGAAUGAUAGUGGGUAUGAUGCGGUCUAUUCGCUGGGAACGUGAUGUCGAUGAAGCAAACCUCAUCCCCCUGUCAAUAUCCGAGCCUCGACCUGCGAUCAAUGACAUAAUUCCGCAAAUCAUGCGUGUCUUUGAGAAACAAUUCCUCAGUGGAGCAGCUGGAAGCAAGCAAAAUGCCGAGUACUCAAUGAAAGACGGCGUCAUAUACACGAAUCGUUUAAGAGAUUUAGAUCUGUCGAAUGAUUACCUAAACUCCAAGUUUAUCAGACCGGCGCCAAGAAUGACGCCUUUCGGUGAGGCGGGCAGGCCUGUGAAACUGAGUACAUCUGCUCCAGGUAUGCUCAACAAGAUCGAAUUUGUCACUGAUACCGUAUACAACGAACCUUUGGAAGACCAUCUCGUCGAAAUAGAAGUGAAAGCUGUGGGCUUGAACUUCCGUGAUGUUAUGAUUGCGAUGGGUGAACACAUGGCAUACUCGCUAGGAAAUGAAGCCGCUGGAAUCGUAUCCCGGAUAGGAUCUAGUGUACCAGACUUGAAAGUUGGUGACCGUGUUGUUUAUAUGUGCGGUUUCGAGUCAGUUGGAUGUUUCCAUACCUAUGGGAGAGUGCAGUGGCAGAACGUCGUCAAGAUUCCGGACAGUCUUAGUUUUGAGAUUGCUGCAGGAUUACCCUGUGUCUACUCUACUGUGUUGUAUGGUCUGUAUGACAUUGCUAGACUAUCAGAAGGAGAAACUAUUCUCAUCCAUGCCGCCGCCGGUGGUGUUGGUCAGGCUGCUAUUCACUUGGCCAAGAAUGUUGGUGCAGAAAUAUUUGCCACAGUCUCAUCUCCAGAGAAGAUGGCUUUACUUAUGAACGAAUAUGACAUUCCUGGAGAUCAUAUUUUCUCCAGCCGAGAUCUUAGCUUCGCCAAGGGUAUCAUGAGAAUGACCAAUGGGCGUGGAGUAGACGUCCUGCUAAAUUCCUUGUCUGGAGAAGCUCUUCGCAAAUCUUGGGACAUCAUUGCACCAUUCGGCCGCUUUAUUGAGAUUGGUAAGAAAGAUUCACAGUCUGGUGGUCGAGUCGAACUGGCGCCUUUCCUUCGACAGGCGAUGAUGGCUAGUGUGGAAUUGCCUAUGAUGAUGAAGUAUAAGCCACUUCUUUUCCGACGUCUCAUUGGGCAAACUGUACAGCUCUACACGGAAGGAAAGAUUAAACAAGCAAUGCCCACACAGGUCUUGAGCUACGAUAAGAUUGAAGAGGCGUUGCGUACGCUUCAAUCCGGUAGAGGAAUGGGCAAGAUUGUUCUUGUGCCUUCACCGACAGAUAUAGUUCCUAUUGUUCCUGAGCAGCCAGCAAACUACAAGUUUGACAGUAAUGCGACAUACUUCCUUGCGGGUGGACUGGGCGGUAUUGGUCGUAGCAUUGGGCAAUGGAUGGCUUCCAAGGGCGCGAAACACGUCGUCUUCUUGUCGAGAACUGGAAAGGUGACCGAAUCGGUGCAGAAGAUGAUUGAUGACCUGAACAGCAAGGAUUGUCAAGCUCAUAUCUUUGCUUGCGAUGUCUCCGAUAGUGAGCGCGUUAAGGCCGUGGUCGAGGAGGUUAGGAAGACUCUGCCGCCAAUUAAAGGUUGUGUCCAGGGAUCCAUGGUCCUUAGAGAUGGUAUGUUUGAGAAUAUGUCGUACGACGACUUCCAAACUGCUGUUCUUCCCAAGGUUCAAGGAUCAUGGAAUCUCCACGAAUACCUCCCACGCACAUUGGACUUUUUCGUCAUGUUGUCAUCAGCUACCGGUAUUCUCGGUAAUAGAUCUCAAGCUAACUAUGCUGCUGGAAACACGUAUCAAGACUGCCUUGCACGAUACCGUAUUUCACAAAACUUGCCAGCUACGAGUAUUGAUCUUGGUACCGUCUUGUCGGUUGGCUAUGUGGCUGAGCAUCGUGAAAAUAUGACCACACUAGCCAACGUUCUGGAAGUUAUUCGCGAGGAUGAGAUCCAUACACUUCUUGAAUACGUGAUUGAUCCCCGUUGCAAGCACGAACCAGGUCCAGAGCGCGCCCAGUUAGUUGUCGGACUGACCACAGCAGAAUACCUUCGUCAACGCGGUGUUCCACCACUCUCUUACCUCAGUUAUCCGCUAUUUACGCAUCUCAAUACUACAUCAGUGUCUCACAGGCAUAACAAGGGAGAGGAUCCGGCGCACUUAGCGGUCGUCGCUUUACCGUACGCUACCACCAAGGAAGAAGCAGUUACUAUUGUGCGUGACGGGAUCCGCCACAAACUUGCGUCUUUGCUAGCAAUUCCAGUUGAUAAUAUUGAUUCGAAUAAGAGUGUGAGUAGCAAUGGUGUUGACAGUCUUGUAGCUAUGGAAUUCAGAACGUGGCUAGUGAAGGAUCUAGGAGCGGAGGUGCCUUUGCUUGAGAUUAUGGGAACAGAAAGUUUGGCGACGAUCAGCGAGAAGGCUGCGACUGUCAGUAAAUUGGUGAAACUGCAGUGA
Messenger RNA from Talaromyces amestolkiae, 7914 nucleotides. RefSeq lists its product as uncharacterized. Gene Ontology annotation, biological process: secondary metabolite biosynthetic process; fatty acid biosynthetic process. The transcript has 5 exons. NCBI's taxonomy places the organism in Eukaryota, Fungi, Ascomycota, Eurotiomycetes, Eurotiales, Trichocomaceae. Gene Ontology annotation, molecular function: fatty acid synthase activity; phosphopantetheine binding; oxidoreductase activity. The record is from RefSeq and is a predicted model, not a curated record. Bases 1 to 7914 code for a protein of 2637 amino acids.